AUGAGAAUCCAUGACCCAACUGCUAGAUAUGAAGCUGCUCAAGGUCAGCCAGAAGCGUUGAACAUGGGACCAUCAUUAUCGCAAGGAUUUCCUCAACAUAUUCCAGAAUCAUUAUUACAACAAAAUAUGAACAACAACUGCCAGGACCAGACAUCAGCAUUGCUUAUGUUUCUAAUUGGAGAUUCAAUGCAGAACGAGCCAAAUAUAGCACCCUUUUUUGACAAAAAACAACCUCAAGAGAAUCUUGAAUCAAAACAAUCACCAGAAAAAAAAAAGCGAUCUCAAGUAAGAAAUGCUUGUGUAAAUUGUCAGAAGUCAAAUAAGAAGUGUGACGAGGCACGUCCAUGUAGUCGCUGUAUUAAACAUAAUUUAUUUGAUUCAUGCAUAAAUUCAAAACGAAAGAAACGGCAAAAAGGCAUCAAACGUGGCCCUUAUAAACGCCGUAAUAAGAUCACGCAAGACAAAGCAGAGACAAUGCAACCAAUGCAUACGAUGAUACCGAUGUUUGAAGCACAGCCGACACCACCUGAAAUUGAUAAUUAUUUGCCAGAAUUUACAAAUCAUCCAUUGUAUGACUUUAAUCCACUGUCCAGGUUUUACAUGCAGACGUUGCCAAUGCCUCCAUUGGAUACUCCUGUAACAUAUUCGAACAUGCCUUUGUAUGAAGAUGGAACGGCGGCAUCGCCUACAGUAUUAAUUGAUCCAUUUACCCGGUAUCCAGUGAAAAAUAUAGAAAAUACACAAGGGAUAAUGCCCACUUUGCUAGAUAAUGGACCACUUAACUGUACAAUGGACCAUUUACUUGAAAACCAACCAGAAACAUCUUAUCGACCGCUAUCAGUAAGCCAUGAGACAGAUCUGGGGGCAUUGGCAUCUCUUUGUGCAGCUGUAUUAGGAGAAGAAUAA
Pneumocystis jirovecii RU7 is the source of this 906-nucleotide messenger RNA. RefSeq lists its product as uncharacterized. Bases 1 to 906 code for a protein of 301 amino acids. The transcript is spliced from 2 exons. Gene Ontology annotation, cellular component: nucleus. NCBI's taxonomy places the organism in Eukaryota, Fungi, Ascomycota, Pneumocystomycetes, Pneumocystales, Pneumocystaceae. The record is from RefSeq and is a predicted model, not a curated record. Gene Ontology annotation, molecular function: zinc ion binding; RNA polymerase II transcription regulatory region sequence-specific DNA binding; DNA-binding transcription factor activity, RNA polymerase II-specific. Gene Ontology annotation, biological process: cellular response to starvation; regulation of DNA-templated transcription.